AUGCAGAUCAGCGCAAAGGACGGUUUAGGAUUAGCAUCUUCCUCUACGUUGAUAAUAGAAAUCACUGAUAUUAAUGACAACGCCCCUGUGAUAUAUCUACAAUCUCUGACUAACCCCAUACCUGAGAACGCGUCACCUGGUACAGAGGUGGGCAUCAUUAACGUGCAGGAUAGAGACUCUGAGAAUAACCGACAGGUUCGCUGCUCCAUUCAGCAAAACCUUCCCUUCAAGCUGGUGCCAUCCAUCAAAAACUACUAUUCUCUGGUGACCACGGGCGAACUGGACCGUGAACUAGUGUCUGAUUACAACAUUACAAUCACUGCCACCGACGAGGGCUCUCCACCUCUGUCCUCCUCUAAAAGUGUUCAGUUAUCUGUAGCUGACGUCAACGACAACCCACCUGUGUUUGAGGAACAGUCCUAUAAAGCCCACGUGACUGAAAAUAACAAACCCGGUGUGUCUGUGUGUACCGUUACAGCACGAGACCCAGACUGGAGACAGAACGGGACAGUGAUUUAUUCUAUCUUACCUAGUGAGGUGAACGGUGUACCGGUGUCCUCGUUUUUAUCCGUUAAUGGAGACACGGGGGUGAUCCACGCUGUGAGGUCGUUUGAUUAUGAACAGUUCAGGAGUUUUAAAGUCCACGUGGUGGCCAGAGACAACGGUUCUCCUCCGCUCAGCAGCAAUGUCACGGUCAGUAUGUUCAUAACGGAUGUGAAUGACAACUCUCCUCAGAUACUAUACCCCGCCCCGGAGGGGAAAUCCUUCAUGACCGAACUGGUCCCCAAAGCUGCGCAUGGGGGCUCUCUGGUUUCCAAGGUGAUAGCUGUGGACGCGGACUCCGGCCAGAAUGCCUGGCUGUCCUAUCAUAUAUUCAAAUCAACUGAUACGGGACUUUUCACUAUUGGUCUCCACAGUGGAGAGAUCAGGACACAGCGGGACAUUUCUGAAUCAGACAGCAUGAAACAGAACCUCAUUGUGUCAGUGAAAGAUAACGGACAGCCCUCUCUCUCUGCCACCUGUACAAUUUAUUUAGUGAUUUCUGAUAACUUGGCUGAAGUACCAGAACUGAAAGAUGUAUCUUAUGAUGAGAGCAAUUCCAAACUCACCUCUUAUCUGAUCAUCGCGCUGGUGUCUGUCUCCACCUUUUUCAUCACCUUCAUUAUUGUAAUCCUGGCGGUGAGGUUUUGCCGCAGGAGAAAGCCCAGACUGUUGUUUGAUGGAGCGGUCGCCAUCCCCAGCGCGUAUCUCCCUCCCAACUACGCAGAGGUGGAUGGCGCUGGAACUCUCCGCAGCACAUACAAUUAUGACGCAUACCUGACGACGGGAUCGCGCACAAGUGACUUCAAGUUCGUCACAUCUUACAAUGACAACACACUACCCGCGGACCAGACUCUGAGAAAAAUUCCUACAGACUUUGCUGAUGAUCUUGAAGAUUCCGAUGUGUCCCCAAAGGUAGGUCUUUACCGUUAA
Messenger RNA from Oncorhynchus mykiss (rainbow trout), 1473 nucleotides. The record is from RefSeq and is a predicted model, not a curated record. Lineage: Eukaryota; Metazoa; Chordata; Actinopteri; Salmoniformes; Salmonidae.